Daphnia carinata is the source of this 2578-nucleotide messenger RNA. RefSeq lists its product as uncharacterized. The record is from RefSeq and is a predicted model, not a curated record. Lineage: Eukaryota; Metazoa; Arthropoda; Branchiopoda; Diplostraca; Daphniidae. The coding region runs from base 1499 to 2350 and encodes 283 amino acids. The transcript is spliced from 2 exons.
AUUACCAUUAACUACCUCUGCCACCACACACAAAGCUCAGUAUUUUGUCAACAGUCAAGACCAGGAGAUGGUCUGUGAAACCUACUGCUCCGAAAGCUGCCAAGAACAAGACGCAAUAUGGAGUGACUCCGCACGGCUGCAUGGCUCCAUCUGCACGUCUACUACGAUGGCGAAAGCUACGCCGUUUGCUGACCAAAAGCCUGGGCUGUUUACGAGAAAUACCAGUAGCCGAGCUAGUAGCCAAUCUCUUCCCGAGCCAAUAAAAAAAAACUAAGAAAGAUACGCUUUACGUGACGUUAACUGAACCCCUAAACGAAAUGGUUGUAGAUAAUACUUCAUUUCCUCAUCGACCUGCACGGUCUCGUUCACCUAAUACCAGUUCCAGUAAUUGUUACAGCGAAGCCGUCAGAGAUCGACGGGCUUAUAGUGCAGACCGGCCAAUAUGUUCUCCAUAUCCGAAUUCUGCAAUCGAUAUCAUGGAGAAAGUGGACGAGAGCGGCCCAAGUAGAGCCGUCACUUAUCCUAAAGCCAACAUUGGAUCAACUUAAGUUGAAAAAUUGCGCCAACUAACUGGAAGGCUUCGGCCUUCCUCGUCGUCAACGCACAUAACCGGGAAAGGCAGGUCUCCCGAGCCUACGCAACUAGCGUCUGCCGAGGAGUGAAUCCGACCUCCAUACUUCAUUCAUUGCUCCCCCACGCCAACCUCGUUUUCGUUCCGAACGGAAAAAAUCUUCCCGUUCUAAAAAAGAUUCCGCCACAUCCACAUCCGAUCUUGUCCUUCCAGCAAGAUCUAACGCAUCAACACAAAAUCCAACAGAGGCUGAUUUUUCUUACCAAAAAAAACGAGAACUUCUUGGAGAACAGCGAUACGACAGGCGGAAGCAUUGUUCCAGAUGCCACGCCGGCAUCAGAAGAAUCUCUGUCUGCAGAAGUGCCAGUUUUGCCGACAAAUGAAGUACGCUACCAGGCUCACGAAAAUCUCUUUGCGGACAACUCAGGCAAAUCCAAUAGCAACCAGCCGAUUCCAAAUAAUGAUGAUUUUUUCGACGAAGUCCAUCUCACCUUGUUUAGGAUGAAUCCUCGCAUUAUGGUAGGAACUUAUCAACAACGUACCAUACCUUUUCGCAGUGCAUCCUUCUCACAAUUCGACGUCGGGACGGGCGGAAAGUACAACCACCGGCCGAGAACAACCAUUACGCUUAAACUUGUGGCGUAUAGCAUCGGAAAGGCGUAGCUAGUAACUCCAGCUUGCUCUAUUCUGGUUUACUUCCUCUUCGGCUGAAAAUCAACGAACGCAAUUGCGAAGAAACAUGAAGCAUCUCCAAAUUCCACGUAGCAGAGGAAAAGAAAGACAUUUCUACAGUUCCAGUUGCAAUCUCGAACACAAGUGAUUCUAAAAACUAUUAAAGACACCAUGCGCUAGUCUAGCUCAUUUUAUACUUUAGUUCAUCGUGAUUGCUUAACAAAAGACGAUAGGGCACCUUUUUGUCGCAAACUAAUGGAUGAGUCCACCAAAGAACUGGAUGAAUUGAACAAUCGAAAUCUUGAGGAGCUCGAGUUGAUGACAAAGAAUAAAAAAUCGUGCACCGAUACAUUACUGGAUUGCGGGGGAUUGGUGAAGCCACCGUCGUUCAAUGAUUCGAAUCAAAAUAUCGAAGCUUUGCCUACUUCGAAAAGUUGUAGCGUGUUCCAAUAUGUCGGCCAUACAACUUGUCUGCCUGAAGUGGCAAACGAAGUCAAAGAAGAAGCAGAUGAGGCCGUCGAUUUGACUUCUUACGAAACCUCAGAAGUCUCAGUUUCCGCUGAAAUCCGUUUGAGCCCACUGCCAAAUGUCGGCUCUGAAAGUAAUGAGCUAGACGUAUCGGAAACUUUGCCUGUACUGGAUUUGCUUGAGCUCAAUAACCACGUGCUGCGAUUGACGGCCGCUACGCGUGACAGCACGCUGGAUCGCUUUGGCCGAUUUAGAAGUGGCAGCUCAAUUUGGCGUGCCCGUUUCAGUAUUUUCGCCCAGCAUGGAGUCUUCAGGUGCGCCGCCUCUGAUGUGAACUACGUUUCAAUAAAGUCCCCCCCCCCCCCAAAAAAAAAAAAAAAAAAAAAAAGUCGUUCGCUUUUAGAAAUGAAAUCCAAAAGCAAGAAGCGAGUUAUAGUUUGGGAGGAAACAGCACCUAAACAGUGUAGAAAAAAAUCUCAAACAACAGAUCACAGUAAAUCGAGUGGUCUUCGAGUUAAAAAGCUAUUUGUGAUUGAUAACAUCAGGUGCAAACAGCCUUCUGUCAACACGAUAUCAAGUAGCAUUGCUGGUGCGAUGGACAACCAGGCGGAAUGUCAACCGAGACCGGGAAUUGCAUAGGCGACGACCGGCGAAAUCAUCUGAUUUUUGCAACACGUUUAUGGGGCUGUACAUCGAGCAAAGUUACCUCAACACCAUAGACGCCCAAAAUAUACCCAGUUUCAGGCAUCAAUCUAACCUUCGAAUUAUUACUUUCGGACGUGAAACCUUUGACAAAAGCACAUUCGACGGUUAGAGCCAUCAAGGCCAUAAUAACCCGCGACUGGCUUUGUGAUCCUAUGUUGAAAA